Messenger RNA from [Candida] anglica, 1055 nucleotides. Lineage: Eukaryota; Fungi; Ascomycota; Pichiomycetes; Serinales; Debaryomycetaceae. The record is from the annotation of a GenBank genome assembly.
UUUUUAAACUAUUUCUACUUUCUUCUUUGUAGAACCAUUAAAUUUCCUAUCGUCAAUAGUUCAUAUAUAAUAAGUCGAAAUGGGUGGUAUCCGUGAAAAGAAAGCUCAAUACUUCUCUAAGUUGAGAGAAUUGUUAGAAGAAUACAAGUCUAUCUUCGUUGUUGGUGUUGACAAUGUCUCCUCCCAACAAAUGCACGAAAUCAGAAAGGCUUUGAGAGGUGACGCCGUCGUCUUGAUGGGUAAGAACACCAUGGUCAGAAGAGCCUUGAGAGGAUUCCUUGCCGACCUCCCAGACUACGAAAAGUUGUUGCCUUUCAUCAAGGGUAACGUUGGUUUCAUUUUCACCAACGCUGACUUGAAGACCAUCAGAGACACCAUUGUCUCCAACGUUGUUGCCGCUCCAGCCAGAGCCGGUGCCGUUGCUCCAUUGGAUGUCUGGAUUCCAGCCGGUAACACUGGUAUGGAACCAGGUAAGACCUCUUUCUUCCAAGCUCUUGGUGUCCCAACCAAGAUUGCCAGAGGUACCAUUGAAAUCGUUUCCGAUGUCAAGGUUGUCGAAAAGGACACCAAGGUUGGUCCAUCUGAAGCCACCUUGUUGAACAUGUUGAACAUCUCUCCUUUCACCUACGGUUUGACUGUUGACCAAGUUUACGACAACGGUCAAGUCUUCCCAUCUUCCAUCUUGGAUAUCUCUGACGAUGAAUUGGUCGGUCACUUCGUUUCCGCCAUUAACGUCAUUGCUUCCAUCUCCUUGGCUGUUGGUUACCCAACCUUGCCAUCUGUUGGUCACUCUGUUGUUAACCACUACAAGAACGUCUUGGCUCUUUCUAUUGCCACUGACUACACCUUCGAAGGUUCCGAAGCCAUCAAGGACAGAUUGGCUAACCCAGAAGCUUACGCUGCUGCUGCCCCAGCUGCCGCUGCCGCCUCCUCUGAAGCUGCUCCAGCUGAAGAAGCCGCUGAAGAAGAAAAGGAUGAAUCCGAUGACGACAUGGGAUUCGGUUUGUUCGACUAAGCGCCGAGUUAUUAGUUUAAUUCAUAGUAUAGUUUAGAUA